AUGUCAACUAUAACCGAUAAUGUCAAGCCGGCCGAAGAGUUCGUCGUGUUCACCGACGAGUCCUCCACGACUCCUCGCGAAGAUAAAACCAACGCCACCCCGCCAACGGUAGCCCAGACUUCAACUUCAGAUUCACUAUCACUCGAUAACACUGCUCCACCAAAAUCUAUUACUAGAAUAGAUAGCUUUCCAAAGACUUUACCAUUACCUGCUUCAUCUAUACUUUCACCAGUUUCAGCUGUUCGAGAGCACGAUCUACUCCCCCCACUAUCUGAGCAACAAACCCCACCAACAGACGCAGAAGAUAUAGUUUCACCUCCAGAAAGGAGCUUAGAAGAUAUGCUCGUUCAAACAGCUCCACUUCUUCACACCGACCAUACAGGGACGGCAACUCCAUUGGCGGAACUUGCCGGUACAGAUUUCGACCAACAAGUCGCUUUGAGGCGAAGAGGCGACAGCAUCCUAGGCGAGGAAAUCUCAGAGGGUGUAUCAAAGUUGGGUGUUGAAGGAGAAACUACUCCGCUUGCAAAGGAAAUCAUCCUACCGCCGCGAGAAGUUUUCUCAGCGGAAGAAUUGGCAGCUAGGAAGAAUAAUCCUGCUGUGGUAUCUGCACUGCCACAAACACCAUCAGCAGAAGACUUCGAAGUCGCAAAGAUUCAAACUGGUGCAAACUUUACACCAGAAUUCACCGAGACGAAGGUCGCCUCGUAG
This is a messenger RNA of Orbilia oligospora ATCC 24927, 711 nucleotides long. RefSeq lists its product as uncharacterized. The transcript has 2 exons. The record is from RefSeq and is a predicted model, not a curated record. The coding region runs from base 1 to 711 and encodes 236 amino acids. Lineage: Eukaryota; Fungi; Ascomycota; Orbiliomycetes; Orbiliales; Orbiliaceae.